This is a messenger RNA of Arachis ipaensis, 794 nucleotides long. Its product is annotated as histone acetyltransferase subunit NuA4-domain protein. Gene Ontology annotation, cellular component: histone acetyltransferase complex. The record is from RefSeq and is a predicted model, not a curated record. Lineage: Eukaryota; Viridiplantae; Streptophyta; Magnoliopsida; Fabales; Fabaceae.
UUUAGUUGUUGACUACUAAACUAGAAUUCAAAUAAAAACCUAUUGAAAAUCCCGCACAUAGCAACAAAAAAUGCUAAAUUUGGGGAUUUAGGGUUUUUUUUUUUCCUAUCUUCAUCGUUUUUUUCCAACCAAGCUUGCAAUAAUUUAAGUUCGCGCCAAAAUGGAACCGGAAGUGUUGUAUGUGAUUCUGUACCCUUCAUCACGUUUUAGGGCAAAAGGGUACCGUAAACCCUUCAGCAAUGCUAGCUUCCUUGCUUAGUAGGAGAGCCAAGCUUCACGAAGAUUUGCGCAGCAUUGAAAAGCAGGUUUAUGAUAUGGAGACAAGUUAUUUACAGGAUCCUGGGCAAUGUGGCAAUGUACUAAAAGGAUUUGAAGGGUUCCUGUCUUCAUCAAAGAACACUGCACUCUUGAAGCGGUCAAGAAAGUUUCAGCCUGAAGAUAGACUCUUUUCAUUAUCUUCAGUGACCUCGCCUGCGGCUGAAGAUCUAGCAACUGGUAGAGAUGAUGGGAGACUGGAUUUCGGUCCUGGUCGUUCAAAAGGUGGUGGAAUUUAUGCAAAUGGCCAGGGUAAACCAAAGAAGGGAAGAGGUGGUCCAAGGGAUGCAAAGAGAUUAAGGCCUUCAACUGAACAAGAUUUUGAUUAUGAAGAUGAUCCUGAUUUGACAUUAUGAUUGAAAAUGUUGGUGCUAGUUUCUGUUCACUGUUUUGAUCCUAAUGUCUCAUUACAUUUUGUGUACAUAUUGUACUCUUGUUGUACAUGUUUAGCUCCCCCAAAGUUAUGGAAUUUAUUACAA